AUGGAGUACAGCGGGCGCCAAGCAGCCUUGUUUGCGUGCAGCACGGCUGUGGGUGGUGGUCUCGGCAUCGUCAUCUCCAUGGUUGUGAACUUGGCGCUGAUCGAGAUCUCCAUCUCGCCUUUCUUUUCGAUGUACUUCGGGGUGCUGUUCAUCCUCGUGGGCUGCCUCAUCCUCUGGCGGGUCUUGUCUCACGAGUCCCCGAACCCGCUGCAGAUGAAGCGGCUCCAUCUUAGCAUCUUCGCGGGCAUCAUCAUCCUUAGCGGCGCGCUCUGCUUCGUGCUGGAUCGAAAGAUCUUUGUCGGUUUGGCUCCGUGGAUGAAGGUGCCGCUGUACAUGACGCUGGGACUGGCAGUCGCCUUUGCGCUGACCUUCUCGAUCGUCGAUGUGCUGAAUUACAUUAUUGGCUUCUUUCAGAACUCUGUGGCAAAGCCCGUGGUCGAGAGUUCGCAGCAGGUGUUCUUAGUUCUCAUCGUCUCUCUGGCCAUGGGAGUGGUGUUCGGCUUUACGUUCGGCUUGCUCGACGUAGAGGACGAGGAGGUCUACCACAUGCGUGUGGCUCUGAUGCGGGAGGACGCAGCGUCCAGAUACUUCCUUAUGCUUGAACAAGGUCAUGGUUCCUGUGUUUUUAGUCUUCGCAAAAUGCAGAUUUUCAGGUCGCGCUAA
Messenger RNA from Symbiodinium natans, 663 nucleotides. Lineage: Eukaryota; Dinophyceae; Suessiales; Symbiodiniaceae. The record is from the annotation of a GenBank genome assembly.